Molecule: messenger RNA, 3131 nt
Organism: Ipomoea nil (Japanese morning glory)
Lineage: Eukaryota; Viridiplantae; Streptophyta; Magnoliopsida; Solanales; Convolvulaceae
Product: U-box domain-containing protein 5
Exons: 6
Coding region: 495-2714 (739 amino acids)
Biological process (GO): protein ubiquitination
Cellular component (GO): cytoplasm; nucleus
Molecular function (GO): ubiquitin-protein transferase activity
Source: RefSeq, a predicted model, not a curated record
GUACUUCCAAUCUUCUAUCCCUGGGUAGUAUCGUAGUAGUGGUUAGCAGGUUACCCGCUAUUUUACGUAAAGUCUACUAUACUUCAACUUCACAGGUCUCUCUCUCUCCUCUGUGCCUCUGAGGUGUAGUUGGGGCCUUGAAAUUGAAUGGUAUUCUUUUGGAUUUUCCUAUGUGAGUUAGGUGGUUGCUUUAAUGGUGAAUUCAUGUGCUGUUCCUAGUUCGUGGGUUCUUACAUGGCACCGUCGGUUGUGGUGACCCAGAAUCUCUAGGCUUAUCCACUUGGGAAGACAAGUGGGAUUUUUCAUUUUUGGGCAUCUUAAAAGAGUGGGGUUUUCUUAUCUGGGCAACAAGUUAAGAAAGAUUGCAGCUUUUCUUGAGUUUGAACUAGGUUUUAGUGCUUCAAGUUUGAAAUUUUGCCUGGAAUCCAUCAUCUUUCUGAUUCUUCUGUUUGCAGUUUAACCAUACAUCUGUGUGUCACUGAUAAUCCUUCUUUAUGGGGAGUGAUCCCACUGAAGGUGCAGAAGCACUCCCGUCUCCUCAGUCUAUUAAGGUGCAUCUUCUAAUGUGUUCGGAAUUGAUCAAGUUUGUUACUCGAGCCUUGGAAAUACUUCCGGAAAUAGAAGCAUCUCGACCUCGAUGCACAUCGGGAUUGGAGGCACUUUGCCUAUUGAACCAAGCGAUCGACAAGGCCAAGUUAAUACUUCAGCAAUGCAGUGAAUCCAGUAAGAUCUAUUUGGCUCUAACGGGUGAUGUUAUACUCGCAAGAUGCAAAAAGUCAACGAAGUUACUGGAGCGAAGCUUAGGCGAGAUGCAACAUAUGGUCCCCGUUAUGCUGGCUGCAGAGAUUUCUCAGUUAGUUGCUGAUCUUAGAGGAGCGAAAUUUAGAUUGGAUCCAUCGGAAGAAGAGGCCGGGAAGACUGUGAAAGAAUUACUUCAUCACUACGCAUCGGCAUCUUGUCUAGCGGGAGAGAGUGCACCCGAGGCGAUUCAAGUUGCGAUGUUAAUGCUUAAUAUUUCCACGCCUAAAGCUCUCGUGAUAGAGAAAAGAUCUAUCAAUAAAAUGCUGCUGGAUAAAGUUGUUGAAGGUAAUCAGUCGAAGAAGAAGAUUUUGUUGUUCUUCCUAAAUCUUCUUAACAAGUACGGGAACAAAAUUCUGAAAGAGAAAUCGGAGAAUAGCUCGGUACAGCUUGUUGAUGAUCCUUUUCCAUCUGCCGGCUCUGAUGGUCCAUCGACCGAGGUUGAAUCGCCCGUUAAACGUGGAGCUGGAGAAUCUGACUCGCCUCCGAAUGAAUUCAGAUGUCCUAUAUCGUCGAGAUUAAUGUAUGAUCCUGUUGUGAUUGCUUCCGGGGAAACGUACGAGAGAAUGUGGAUCCAGAGGUGGUUUGAUGAAGGCAAUAGUACGUGUCCAAAGAGCGGGACGAGGUUGACUCACUUUUCGUUAACCCCGAAUAACUCGAUGAAGGACCUAAUAUCGAGGUGGUGUGUAGAGAGCGGAGUUGCUCCUUCCGACCCGAAUAUGCAGGCUGCAGUACCUCACCCGUGGGAGCUUUCGUCCGUUUCGAUCGCUAGCCUCGGGAGUUCUAUGAACGAUCUGAGGCUUCCGAUAGAUUUCAGCAAUUUGUCACUCGGAUCCUCAGACUCCUCAUAUCCCAAGAUCACGAGUCACUCGAAUAACGCUAAUGGGAAUUCUCGUAAAUCUCGGAUCAGUGGAAGCAUGAAUGAAAUGGACAUGGAGUCUUUGUACAGUCUGGAAUCACUUUCCUGGGAAUCGCAAUGCGACUUGGUCGAAAAAGUUAGGAGUAGUUUGCAACAUAGCAAUCGAGCUCCCAAGCAGACCUCAUCUGAGAACUAUGUUCAACCGCUAAUGAGAUUUUUGAAUGGCGCACAUGAUUUACAAGACGAGAAUGCCCAGAUAUUGGGGUGUCAGUUGUUGCUAACGUUCCUCAAGAAAUGCAGUAGCAAUGCAGCCCGGUUCUUGGAUAACGAUGCAUACGAAUUGUUGGUAUUGUUUCUUACGACCAAGGCUUCUACAGAAGCUCUCGCCAUCUUGGAGGAACUGUCGUGUCAUAACUUCUGUCAAUAUAAAAUUGCGGAAUCCGGUGCCCUCAACCUCAUCCUCGACAUGCUCAAUUCCGAAAACCGGGAUUUGUUGGAGCCGUCCAUCAGAAUACUCUUCAACUUGUCUGGAAACGACAACAUCCGGCUUUUAUUCGUGCCCUCCGAGCUGAUCCCGAGAUUGAUUCCGUUCUUCAACGAUGCCUGUCUCGCGAGAUAUUCCUUAGCCAUCUUGAAAAACCUGUGCAACAACCAAGAUGCUAGAAUCUCUGUCGCUGAGACCGACGGGUGCAUUGCUUCUGUGGCGAAGCUACUGGAUAGCGAAAAUCUCGAGAACCAAGAGCAUGCAGUGGCCGUUCUUCUUUCAUUGUGCUCUCAAAGAUCUCAAUAUUGCGACCUCGUUAUGGCUGAGGGGGUUAUCCCCGACCUCGUUAGUAUAUCCCUCAACGGGAAUAGCAAAGGAAAGGCAAUGGCUUCAGAAAUGCUGCGGAUCUUGAGAGACGAAUGCCACAGCAUCGGAGAACCUUCCCAACCCGACACCAAUGCCACUAGAUACACCGCCACUGCCAAUGGCGGCAACGACUCUACGGAGAGAAGACCAUCAACCAAGCCAACAGGAAUUCUCGGGAAAUUGUUCGCUGCAAAAAGGAGAAGGUAGGAACCGGAUAUCCUCUCUUCUUAUUCUAGGACAAGAUACUAACUAUCCUCGGGAUUAACACCUAGGAGCAAGACCACUCAACGCGCGCUAAGGUAUUGAUUAAAGCCGAAUAUGUACAGUUCUGCAUAAUAUGAAGUGGGAUUUGCUUAUUAUGUUAUUGUGGUUAGAUGAGAAGAUAUUGCUAUUAGUGAAGUAAAAUUUGUGUAUAUGAAUUAGGAGUGUAGAUGGGUAUAGGUUUGGAAGUAUUAGGUGGAAAAAUCCCAUUUAGUAUAGUGAUCUGCAAAUGGAUGAGAGUUGCAGAUUCUUGAGAUGGGUGCUUCAUUAUAUGCUGUAGAUCAAUGAAGUCUGUUUUGUAUAUGAUGACAAUCUAUUUUGAAAAUAUAUAUUUUUCUUUUUAUGGUACAUAUUUUGUUCUAA